AUGAAGAGGUACAGUAACGGGGCGAUGUGGGACUCUAAUGAGGAUGGAAUUCCGGUGAUCGACGGGGGGGACGGGGUCGUCCUCGGAGUCGAUGGGGGUACGACGUCUACAAUUUGCGUUUGCUUAGCCGCGUCCGCUGUUUUCCCUGACGGCGGCCUCCUGGCAGAUCCGUCGCCGGUGCUGGCCCGCGCCGUCGCCGGCUGCUCCAACCACAACUCUGUGGGAGGUAAUAGAGAUGAUUUGGGAUUUCAUAGUAAGGAGAACUGAGAGCUACAAUGCAUUUCUGCUAAUGGCUUAAUGCUGUAUGUCCCUGAUCUUACAUGACUACGACCUUCCCUCACGUUUGACUUUUGAUUAUUGGCCAAUGCUUGUGCAGAAAUGGCCGAUUUCAUUGUCUAUUUCACCGAAUCUUGUUUUUUCCACAACAUUAUGUUUGCAUCUAUCCUGGUUUUGUUUCCUCACAUGCCAUGUGGCUUUCUUCGUUGACAUGUUCUUGAUCUUUUUAUCUGUUUUCUUCUUCGGAGAAUUUGGAUUCCCCUGUAAUUUAUGAACAUGUCGUGCUUUUUUCUCUUCGAUCUCCCAAUUGGAAAAUUCUCCCUUUUCCAUACAAGCGGGUACUUAUUUUUUUCUCUUGGUUGUAGAUGCUUUGAAUAGAUGAAUUAGUGUUAUUUCUGCCCUUUCCGGAUCCUAUCGUUAUUCUUUCAAUGUUAAUUUCAGUUUUGAUUUGAAAGGGUGGUAUGCUUUCGUGAAUUGGCGAACUUUUCACUACUCCAUUGUCCGGUUUAGGCGUGGAUCAUACUAUUACUGCUGUUCUCUUUAACCCUGCUUUAGUUCUGUUGACUUCGCUAGUUCAUUGUUUCUUUCCGUUUUGGGAUCAUUAUGUGCUUGGUCAUUUGCAUGAUCUCUUGCAUGUAUAUGAGUUAGAAAUCUACUUAAGAUUGGACUUCUGCCUGUAUCUUUUUUUUUUAAUGAAAGUUCCUAUUAGUUAUCUAACUGUAUCUUUUGCACAUCUAUGCUUAGUUGAAUUUAUGUAGACAUUGAGCAGAUCUGAAGACUGCCUCUGUAUGGUACUCUGCAGAAGUUGCCGCCAGGGAGACACUAGAACAGGUCAUGUCUGAGGCCCUUCACAAGUCCGGCCGCAGCCAUUCUGCUGUGAAAGCAGUUUGCCUUGCUGUAUCAGGCGUGAACCAUCCUACCGAUCAACAAAGGGUUGUGGAUUGGCUCAGGUUUCUUGCUCUUAUUUUUUCAUGGGUUUUAGAUGUUGAUAUCCCCUGAUCUUACAGUGUUUAUGUGUCUUGGCAAAAAUCUUUGAAUUAUUAACAUAUUAUUUUGCCUUUUGUUGCCAAGAGGUUGAAAAAGUCCUUCCUACCCCAACCAAGUACUGGAAGGAUUACUUUUCAGUCAGUUUGGUAACCAAUUGUGGCCGUCAAUUGCCAAUAAAAUAAUACUUUAUAUCUCACAUGCGUUCCUCUAGAUUAUUUGUUUAGGUUUCUGGUGUCUCGACUUUCCUUUUUUGAGAAAGUACAAUCAAUAAUAAACUACAUAAACUAGGUAGUUAGAAAAAAUAAAGCCACAAAGAACACUAUCGGAUGCUUUAGUUCUGAAUGUUUUAUGAUUCAUAGUUUCAUAAAUAACGACUGCUCAACUUGUUGAUUUUAAGUCAGCGCGCUUAAUUUUAAUUUUUCAUUCAAUUUGCUCGGUGUAAGUACUUGAAAUAUUAACAAUGUUGCCUUCAUUUCAAGUGGUCUCGUCUCUUAGGCCAAAUAUUAUAUCAUCUUCAGAAUGUCAUAACUUAGCUUAAUAUUUCUGGGCCAUCUUCUCGUUGCUAACAUCUAUCUCUAUCAAUUCUGCUGCGGGUAUUUUUUUUUAUCUCUGAAUCUUUGGCUCCCAUCUUGCUUCUCUCAGAAAUUUAUUUCCUGGUCGUGCGAACCAGACCACUCGUUAUUUAUGAAACUAACAAGAGAAAAUUGACUAAUCAUAACACAUUCAUCAUGCAAGCACCCACCCCAUACAUUGUAUUUCGUCAUCAGAAGGCUUCUAUUUUGAGGAUUAAUCUCCUUGUUCAUAGUAUUUAUUUAUAAAAAUCCUACUGCUGGUAUUUUGUUUUUUUCUGAACAUGUGGCAUCCAUCUUGCUUCUCUCAGAAAUGUAUUUCCAAGCCAUGUGAAGCUCUUUGUGGAGAAUGAUGCUGUGGCAGCUUUGGCCAGUGGGACUAUGGGAAAGCUCCAUGGCUGUGUCCUGAUUGCAGGCACAGGCUCCAUUUCCUAUGGAUCCACGGAAGAUGGAAGGGAAGCCCGAGCAGCUGGUGCUGGUCCCAUCCUGGGUGAUUGGGGAAGGUUAGCAUUCUCAACUCUUUUCCGUGCAAGUCGGCCAAUUAUUCGUAGUUAAUCUCAAGCACUGCUGCAAGUCGUGUCCAUAUUUCCUCCCAGAACUUUUUAUAGUUGUCAUAUCUUCUUUCCCCUUAUUUCACAACCUGCACACCACGUCUAUCUCCAUACUCUCGUGGUAAAAAAAAUUCAACGAACCCUUGCUAUUCCUAAAAGUCAAGCUCUCCUUAUCCUCAAAUGGCUGCAAACCUAUGAAAAUGAGGUUCGGAUUGGGGCGCACACAUGGAAUGAUACUGCUAUAUUUUUAUUUAUUUAUUAUAAAUGCAGAAAUUAUUCUCCUUUUUUUUAGGUGGUAGUUAGCAUAGGAGGGCUAUAUGUAAUCCAAUACAAUGCAAAGCAAUCAUGUAUUUAAAUCUUUACUGUAGUAUCAAUUGACAGUCUCAGACAAAAUACAUGAUUGCAGUGGAUAUGGAAUUGCUGCACAAGCAUUGACAGCAGUGAUGAGGGCACAUGAUGGUCGUGGACCUGAAACUAGACUUACCCAGGACAUCCUCUGCGAGCUCGGGCUUGGAUCUCCAGAAGAACUAAUUGGGUAUGUGUGCAGUAAUUUCCAUUGUACGACACUCAAUUAGGAAUUCGUUUUUCUUUUCGGGGGAGACAUUAUUUCCUGUCCAGAUUCCUCUUUUGGACUUUGUCUUCAAGUUUUAUUGGGCCCCAAGAAGAUCUUCCUCUAGACUUUCUGGUUCCAACCAACUGCAGGAGUUGUGUAUCGUGACAAGACUCUCAUAGGAAUAGAAGUUGUUUCGUCAAAAAUAACACCUACUGCUGAUUUUAAUCUGGGUUAGGUGGACCUACGCCGAUCCUUCUUGGGCUCGAAUCGCAGCUCUCGUUCCAGUGGUGGUAUCUUCUGCCGAGGCAGGGGAUCCAGUGGCUGACAAGAUAUUGCAGAACGCUGUGGUAGAGUUGGCUGCCAGUGUAAGAGCUGUUGUCCAAAGACUUGGACUAUGUGGAAGAGGUGCGAUCGGCCUGCUGCAAUCUGAGACUUCCUCUAACAAGAUUUAUUGCUCGUAUUUGGUAAUUUUUUUCUUAUAUGGUUGAUGCUUGAGAUAGAUAUUUUCCUGCAGAUGGAAAGGGCUCUUUCCCACUUGUCCUGGUCGGUGGUAUUCUUGAAGCCAACAGGAGGUGGGAUAUUGGGAGAGAAGUUUUAAACCAUGUGACCAAGGACUUCCCUGGAGCACAUCCAAUCAGACCAAAGGUCGGCCCAUUCAGCCUCAAAAAUAAUUUAUUCAAUGGCAGCCCCCUUUUUUUUUUGUUAAUGUUCACAAGAUCACUGUAAAAAGAUAAGGUGGGUUUUAUUCUGCAUAAUUCAUCUCAAAACCUAGAGCAAGAAUAUGGUCAUUCUGGUGAAGAAGUAUGGGCAGGUCUUUGGAGUUGCAGGGAGAAGGAGAGGAGGGUGUGAGUUAUAUUUAUGGUUGUUAAUGGGCCGAAAGUUGCCCUUAUAAUUUUCGCAAUAACUCACUUUAAAAAAUAUUAUCGAGUGAUUUAAAUAACUCACUUAUAAAUUGCUCCAUGGGUUUGCUUCACUCUUCUCAAGUACAUUGAAAUCUGAUCCAAUUCCCUCCUUAACAGAUAUACUUUUUUUCUUUUUUGUAACCUAUGCCUAACAACUCCACCAUAGUUCUUCCUUCUCCCUUCUUAAAAUUCUUAGAACUAAUCAUUCGAUUCGAUUAGCAGCCCAUUUAUGUAUAAAUCUUCUUUUAGCUGUCAAAGUUUACAUGGUGCUCUGCAUGCUUCUCGAUCUAUAUGAUUCUUCCUCCGAGAACACACCUACAGAUCACAAUUUUGUCCUCUUCAUUAGGUGGAGCCGGCUGUCGGGGCAGCAUUACUGGCGUGGAACUCUGUCAGAGGAGACUAA
Messenger RNA from Spirodela intermedia, 4241 nucleotides. The record is from the annotation of a GenBank genome assembly. NCBI's taxonomy places the organism in Eukaryota, Viridiplantae, Streptophyta, Magnoliopsida, Alismatales, Araceae.